UCUCUUUCUCUCUCUCUCUCUUCUCUUGCGCUUGCACUGAGCGAGAGGGGGAACGGGAAGGGAAGAAUGAGGAAGAAGUCCUCCGUACUGCGCGCCUCGUCCCAACAAAUGCGGGUUUGCUGAUGAAGCGCCGCUCCGGUCAUCCGAUCAUACAGGUCGUACAGGUCGCGCUGUAUGGAAACGAGGAGUAGGCAACAGCAGAAAACAACAAAUAAAAAACUGUCAGUGCAUGGGAAUCCGGACACCUCUCCCUUUCUUUUGUGCGUCUCGGUCGGUGGAUACGCCGCCUUGGCUGGCGUAUAAGAGCUCCCCGGGUCUCCAUUACCAUUCCCCACUACUGGCUUACCUCUACUACUACUACUCCUCCUCUCACUCCUUGUAUUGAUACUAGUAGAGCUACAGCGCUGCUUUUACUACUGGCUGUCUUCUCCGGACACUCACUGGAUAAAAAGGUUCAACAUCCUCAUUAACUGUCACCCUCCAGUACCGGACGUCGGUCACCAUGGGUCGCUGGGAUCGCUCCUCCCGUCUGUCCCCCGCUCUGAGGCUAGCAGUCAUCACGGUGAUUCUCCUCCUCGAGUUCCAUCCCUCAUUGGCCAGCGGUCCCCCUGAGCCCAACUUGGGUAGCUCAGUUUCUGCCGUGUCCACCAAUAAAACUGAAUGCAGCAAGCCGGAGAAGUGUGCAAGAGGUGUGGUUCUACCUAUUUGGGAGCCCCAAAACCCAUCAUUUGGUGACAAAGUGGCCCGAGCAACAGUUUACUUUGUGGCUCUGGUCUACAUGUUCCUGGGUGUGUCAAUCAUAGCAGACCGCUUUAUGGCAUCGAUAGAGGUCAUCACGUCACAGGAAAAGGAGAUCACCAUCAAGAAACCCAAUGGGGAAACCACCACCACCACCGUUCGGAUCUGGAAUGAGACCGUCUCUAAUCUCACUCUCAUGGCUCUGGGUUCUUCGGCUCCGGAGAUUCUCCUGUCCGUCAUAGAAGUCAUAGGUCACGGGUUUAAUGCCGGAACACUGGGCCCCGCCACCAUCGUCGGCUCUGCGGCAUUCAACAUGUUUGUCAUCAUUGGGCUUUGUGUGUACGUCGUGCCCGACGGCGAGACAAGGAAAGUCAAGCACCUGCGCGUCUUUUUCGUCACGGCCACCUGGAGUAUCUUCGCCUACAUUUGGCUCUACCUGAUCCUGUCUGUGAUCUCCCCUGGCGUUGUGCAGGUGUGGGAGGCGCUGCUCACGUUCUUCUUCUUCCCCAUCUGUGUGUUGUUCGCCUGGGUGGCUGACCGCCGCCUGCUGUUCUACAAGUACGUGUACAAGCGCUACCGCACUGGCAAGCAGCGUGGCAUGAUCAUCGAGACCGAGGGAGACCGUCCUCUUCCUUCCAAGGUGGACAUUGAGAUGGAUGGAAAGAUGCUGAACUCUCAUGGUGUUGACUUCCUGGAUGGUCCGCUCGGUUUGGAUAUCGACGAGAAGGAUCUGGAUGAGGAGGAGACCCGCAGAGACAUGGCCAAGAUCCUGAAGGAGCUCAAGCAGAAACACCCUGACAAGGAGGUGGAACAACUCAUAGAGCUUGCCAACUACCAAGUCCUGAGCCAGCAGCAGAAGAGCCGCGCUUUCUACCGAUGCCAGGCCACCCGGCUGAUGACAGGUGCUGGCAACAUCCUGAAGAAACAUGCUGCUGAUCAGGCACGAAAGGCUGUCAGCAUGCAGGAGGUUCGCUCUGAUGUCGGCGAUAACGACCCCAUCUCUAAGAUCUUUUUUGAGCCCUGUUCUUACCAGUGCCUUGAGAACUGCGGCACAGUGGCGGUGAACGUGAUGCGACGUGGUGGCGAUUUGGGCAAAACAAUUUCUGUGGAGUACCGGACGGAAGACGGCACGGCCAAUGCCGGCUCGGACUACGAGUUCACCGAGGGCGUGGUGGUCUUCAAGCCCGGUGAGACGAUGAAGGAGAUCCGUGUGGGGAUCAUCGAUGAUGACAUCUUUGAAGAGGAUGAAAACUUCCUGAUUCACCUUUCCAAUGUCAAGGUGUUGACAUCAGAAGGCGAGGAGCCCGAGGAAGGCGAGUCAGCUAAUCACGUGGACUCAAUGGCGUGUCUUGGCUUACCCUCCACAGCGACCGUUACCAUCUUUGAUGACGACCACGCCGGUAUCUUUACAUUUGAGGAGCCUGUAUUCCACGUGAGCGAGAGUGUCGGCGCAAUGGAGGUGAAGGUGCUGAGAACGUCGGGGGCUCGCGGUGUGGUCAUGCUGCCGUACAAGACGGUGGAGGGAACAGCACGUGGCGGCGGAGAGGACUUCGAAGACACUCACGGCGUCCUUGAAUUUCAGAACGACGAAAUCUUGAAGAGCAUAACCAUUAGGAUCUUAGACCGGGAGGAGUACAAUAAGCAGUCCUCCUUCUACAUUCUGCUUCAAACCCCUGAAUGGAGACGCGGCGGGAAGGAACGGACAGAAGAACAGCAGAAGGAGGAGGAGGAGGAAGAAGAGGCGCUCGCAGGAAAAGACGAGGAGGAGCAGCGCAUUGCUGAUAUGGGCCGUCCCAUGCUGGGAGACCACGUCAAACUGGAGGUCAUCAUAGAAGAAUCAUAUGAGUUCAAGAACACAGUGGACAAGCUGAUAAAGAAGACCAAUCUGGCUCUGCUGGUAGGAACCAACAGCUGGAGAGACCAGUUCAUAGAAGCCAUCACUGUGAGCGCAGGUGAGGACGACGAUGACGAGGAGUGCGGGGAGGAGAAGCUGCCAUCAUGUUUUGACUACGUCAUGCACUUCCUCACCGUUUUCUGGAAGGUUCUGUUUGCAUUUGUCCCGCCCACAGACUACUGGAAUGGCUGGGCCUGCUUCGUCGUCUCCAUCUGUAUGAUCGGACUGCUCACUGCCGUCAUCGGGGACCUGGCCUCUCAUUUUGGCUGCACAGUGGGCCUGAAAGACUCAGUCACAGCAGUAGUAUUUGUUGCGUUGGGAACCUCUGUACCAGAUACCUUUGCCAGCAAGGUCGCUGCUACCCAGGAUCAGUAUGCAGAUGCAUCCAUUGGUAAUGUGACUGGCUCCAACGCCGUCAAUGUUUUCCUGGGCAUUGGGGUGGCAUGGUCCAUCGCCGCCAUCUACCACAACAGCAAGGGGGGGACUUUCAGGGUGGAUCCGGGCACACUGGCUUUCUCUGUCACGCUCUUCACCAUCUUUGCCUUUAUCGCCGUCGCCACAUUGAUGUACCGACGGCGGCCAGAGAUUGGUGGAGAGCUGGGAGGACCCCGGACAUCGAAGGUCCUGACAACCAUGCUGUUCGUCAGCUUGUGGCUCCUCUACAUCCUCUUCUCCUCACUGGAGGCCUACUGCCACAUCCAGGGCUUCUAAGACGACAGGAGAUGAUGAAGGAAAGGGUGGGACAGAGGGAGAGCAUGGCGGGAGAAACUAAGGGGAGCUUGAUGAAUGGAUAGAUUUGGAAAUUAAGGCAGUCUCAUUGAUCUAUCAGUCCCUCCCUUUACGCAAUAUAUUGAAUGACGAAUGAAUGGGUUGAUGUACAGAUGAAGAAAUGGAGGACGCAUUGAAGCAUCUAAAAACAGAAUGAAGGAAAUAUGGUUGCAUGGAAGGAUGACAACAAACAAGAAAAUCAUAUGAGAGAAAUGGCUCAGAAGAUGGAAAAAGGAAUAAACUAAGGAAUAUUUUUUUGUUUGUCUUGAACCAUAAAUCCAAACCAAUCUUUUUUUUUUUAACUUACCCAUGUUUUAAAUACAUCCCCGAACAAACACAAUUUGUCUCAGCCGAUUCAACUAUACAGAAAUAAAGAAAAUGUGUUUUAACAAGGAGCAAAAGGUUAAAACAGGCCAACACACUAUCACAGCUCCUACGUCGUGUGGCUUCAACAACAGCGAUCCCAAAAAUCCCCCUCCAGUUGGACCCCUCCAACUUUAACAACAGGCCCGAGUGAGACAGAAAAGGACAGAAUAACUGUAUCAGUAUGUACAUGCAUGACCAGACCAUACUGAAAACACAAUCAGAGGAAACCGGAUAUAUUGCCACAACUGUUUAUUGAAAACAAACUGUGUGCGUGCUGGCGUGUGACUGUGUGUUUCUGUGCUUGUGUGUUGUGGGAAGAUGGUCAAGUACUGUGAAAAAAAACGCCUCUUGUUUUGCUGUCGCUGCGUGAGACGGAAUAUGCUUUCGUAUUCGAGGUCUUUUUGACUCCCUCUCUCCCAGCCUGUAGAAAUGCUGAGUAAGACUCUUUUGCGGGGAGGGCGCGUUCAAUGAAAUGAAAUGUUUUGAACAUCACUGAGGUUAGAAAUGUAAAUACAAAGAGCUGGACGUACAUUGCAGCUCCAUUAUUUCCUUCUGAAUGUCUUGGUAACGCAAUGCGCUCCUGAACGGGCCCUCUUUCUGUUGCUUUAUACAGUAGAUGUAAAUGAUUUAAGGUCUAAUUUGAAUCAAGAAGGGGUUAGUGUGCUUUUACCUUUAAUAAGGCCGCGUCUGAGAAGACAAAUGGCCACUCUACCGUUUAAAACUGUUAGAGAAACUAUUAUCAUUGCAUAAAUAUCUAGGUUAAUCUUAUGUGUGUUUGUUUUUGUUUGUUUUUUUUAACCUGUGGAAUUCUGUUAUCUAGUUUUCCACCUAUGAGAUUGCCACCAUCACGUGUCAAUCGCAACAUUGCAAUAGACUUUGAAAACGUAGGUACCGCCCUCUGUGAAACCUCAUAGGCUUUCUGUUUCUUAAACGCCUCUGUCAUUGUUUCUCUCACUUUGAUACCGCUUUUCCCGUUGGUUCAUUCAACAGCUUGUGUCAUUUUCCCUGCGUGUCUUAAGCACCUCCCCCCUGGCUGGUCAGCGGACCAAUCAAAAUCCUCAAGGGCUUUGUAAGAAACAACCACUAAUCCCUAACCCUGACCCUUGAUUUAUAAUUCUUCACAUAGAUUGGUCUUUAGGGGGCUACUUAACAGGGAUUUGUAUUCCUUAACAUUAUACACCAACUCAUCAGAUGUUAGUACUUCUCUUCAGUGUAGCUUUAAAAUAAAAUACUACCACAGUUUCAUUGACAUUGUCAGACGAAUAUUGGCAAAAUCAACCCAAUGAUCCAAAGUACUCGUACAGACAAGGCCUCAACCUUCCUUGGACUCGGACUGCCUAUAAAUUGCAGUCAGCCUUAUUCCAAAUUAAACCACCCAUGCAAUGUUCUUUCCCAGGUCACUCCGACUGCUUCUUAAAUAUACUACCCUUCAUGUAAGUCAUGAAGGUCUCAACCCAAAGGAAGCAAUGAACAUCCGACUUUAUAUUGUUUCUUUAUUCAAGGGCAAGCGUUUGCUCUCGACUGAAGAACCAAAAUGCAAUCUACGUGAUUCACUGCUUCACCCCAGCCUUGAAAAGACACUAAACUUCAGCAGCCAGUUUUUAGUCUUAUCACAGGAGCCAUUGGAUGAAGGAAUAGUUUGAAAAUACUUGGUGGAAACUUACUAACAGACACAGAUACUUUAGGGACAUCUUGGUUAGGGUACAUCUAAUCUCAGACAGCCAGACUCUGUUUAAUAAGCUCACAGACGUUUGGAGAAAAUUGUUAAAUUAAAUCACCCACCCCCAGAAACGGCCCCUCUAGGACCUGCAUCAUAAAGUGAGUUCAGGCUAAUCAGACUCUUUGAGAUUCAUUAGUGAUUUUGGAAAAUCAGUCAUGGAUAAACAAGUGGCUCUGGAGUAUUGUGCAACAUAAACAGAUCAAAAGGAGCAUGUUUAAAGUGAGAUAGUAUCUUUUAUUUAUACUCUUUAUCUGAUUGGAUAUGCAAAAAGAUUUUCUAUAUACAAAGUUAAAGAAAUGCAUGCUUUCACCUAGUAGAGUGCAAAGAAUAGUGGGCCAAUCACUGUUUCCUUGGUCCAGACCUUUGAGGUCCGUCUGGUUUCAUGGCAUGAAAGAGCACAUUACGAUCAGAGUUAUGUCUGAUUACAAUUGGAAAGUACAGAAGAGCUGCACGAUUACAUUUUUAUCGGGGUAGUCUCCAGUGAUCAAAUCCCAUUCCCAAUGCAAACCAGUUUGAGAGGAGGCAAUUAUGGAAACAGAGCAUAGACCUUUUUUCAUCAGUUCUGCAGCAUAGGUUACCAAGUUAAUCUUGCCCGAUCAAAAGUGAAUCAUUCCUGAUAUCAGAAAGCCUCAAAGUGUAACUAACUAAACUCACCAAUCUCACUUUAUGAUACAGACUAGAAUAGGUCCAAUAUUCAAGUUAUCUGUGGCAUCAUUUUUUUGAUUUGAAGUAUUAUGACACACAUCGUCUUAGUCAUCUUAUACAAAUGAAGUUUGAGCUUGAAUUUCUAACCAAAUGUUUUAGUGCAUGAUUGAAUGGGAGUCUACAUCUAGAAAAGUGUGGCUAUGGCUUCAGAGGCAAACACUAGGUGUGCUGUUUCAGGACACAAGCUACAAAAUAGGAUGUCACGCAACAGUUUAGCUUCUUUAAAACCCCUGGACAAAGGCUGGGAUAGCUGGUAAAUAUGCAUCAAUUAAACUGCAAAAAGACUGCAAAACUGACACUUACUAGAAACUGACUAGCUGGGAAUCUUCUCCCAUUAAUCAGUCGUAGACAGACUAGAUAUAUAUCAUGAAAAUAUUUCUGGGUAAGAAAGUGUCUCAAAGUCUUGUCCUAAAACAUGUAUAUAAUAUAAAUCUAAAGACUGUCUCGACUGUCAGAGAGGUUUACACUUCAGACUGUUAACUCUAAAACCACAGAGAUCGCAACGUUCAUAAAAACUUACUGUAUAAGUAGGCGUUCUAAAAGUUUAUUUGUUCGGUGACACUAUAUGCAUCUGAAUUGGCCAGAAUUUUCCUGCUGAUGUUGUGUUUUUUUUACUUGAUGUUUAAUAUAAUAAGUAGUAUUUUAAAUGUCAUCUGUAAAGUAAGUAGUCUGGGCUAGAUGUAAUCCAUUUAAAACUUGGCAAAAAUCUUGUCACAGACAGCUUUCGACCCCUGUGAGAGAGUAGAGCUAAGCAGAGCCCUGGAUUGGAUGACUUUGGCAAAUCCACAGUAUCUUGAGGAGAACAAAUGCUCCUUGUUUUAUAACCUGACAUAUAUUACUUAUUCACCAAGUGAUGCACCUGGAAUGGAGAGCCAGUAGGUGAUGCUGCACAGAGGUCCAGCGGCAUGGCUGGUAUACUGAAAGUCACAACUCUAAUAAAUCCUGUGUAGCACGCCGAAUGUGUUAUUUGCAGCACCAGUGUUGGGAACAAUCUAAACAAUAAAACAUUUGUGUAAUCCCUAAAAUUGAAUGAAACACUUGACAGCCAUCUGUAUUUGCCAAACUCUGCACAAUGCAUGGCUCUCCAUUAGAGUAGCUGUUCUCUUGUGAAGGCCUUGGAGUGGCAGUUUACCCCUGUUUUUGCCAAAGGGAAAUCUUUCUAUCAGAAACUUACUAUUUGCAGUCCAACCUGUAGAGGGUUUUCUAACCAAUGGAUCUUUCUUAAAACACCAAAUAUAAUUCAUAUUUCAUUAACACUUUGAAAGGAGACUUGAUGUUGUUUUAACCAGAAUCUUUCUAUUUAAAUUUGUAUGCAUUUGUCUCUUCACUGGCAUGGAGCUUAAGGUUUAUACACUGUAAAAAGUUUUGCUAGCUUGUGCAAAAAAAAAAAAAAAGACAAGAAAUAACAUUGUGGAAGCUGUUUGCAUCACUUUUUGGGUGACUUCAACAGGAUUCAAAUUAUCUUUGAUGUUGCUAAAUCCUGUUGGAUUUACUUAAAAUGUGCCUGCUGCCUAAUUUUUCAGCGUGACCUUGCGCAGGAAUGAAACGCUUGCAGUAAUGUAGUUGUUUGCAUCAAAUUAGUUUGCUGCACAAAUUUUCCAGAAGCUAACAUCUAUCAUUGAUCUGAAGUUAGUUCUUUUGCUACACCAGCUUUGUUGCACCCCCUCUCUCAGUGUAUAUACCUUGACUUAAAGCUAGUCUGACGUGAAGCUAAUGGCAGAUUAAUGACAGCUGUUCAAGCCCCAUAGCGUUUGGACCAAGGUGGGAAGCUAAACACGGCUAACAAAAUGUUAGCUGAGACGAGCUUGUUCGAUUGCUUUACCUGUCACGAUUGUAAGUACUCAACCAGGUUAUUCGUCUUCGAAAGCAACUUAAAUUGAGUUGAAUUUAGCUUCCUGUCUUGGUUUGGACUUUUGAGGUUUGAAGGGUCAAAGGUUAGCCAGGCCACCGCUGUAAAUACAACACUAAGAUUGAGCAGAAGAAAAAUGAGCUGUAGGCUACGGUACAUUUUUUAAAUUUCUUCUGUGGUGGGCUGUGAAGAAGUGGGCGGGGUUUUAAAUGAAGAAAAAGCAUUGCACUGGUUCUUGUCGCUUAUGUGAAACGGCUACUAUGUUGUUUUGUCGAAAAACACUAACAAAGUCGCUUCUGAUGUAAACAACAACAACAACAGAUUUUGUGUUUUGACUGAUGUACACAAUAAUAAUGUUGUACCUGAUGUGUAAAAAAAAAGAAAUAGUGGUGAAUCAGUUGUGAACCAUUAACGAUGUUGCUUCUGUAAAGAUUGAUGUUAGGUUUCCGUUGCCUCGUUCACUUCUUAACCGACCGUCUGUCUGACAGACUGAGGAAUAAAUGAAUGCAACAGCAAACAGACAGACAAAGGAAGGACAAGCACCCCUGCUGGUACGAGCUGAGCGAACGUCACGCUGAGACGUUGCUAAAGCAUUUAAUGUACUGUUGGAAGAAAACAUUACCAGAGCUAUUCUCUACCCUUAAAGUAAGAUUUAACAAUGUAAAAGGAUGAUAAAGAGAGGAAGGAAGACGACAAGGAAGGAAAUGAACUUUAAUGAAAAAAAAACAUGAAGUUACAGCCAUACAUUGAUUUCUGGGUCAGUGAGAUUGAAAUGGACUUCUCCUGCCCAGCAUGUGUAUUGUUCUCGUGUCUAUCUGUCCCUCUGUGUCUCUUCCCCCUCUUUCUCUGUCUCUCUGCUGCCAAAGCAACCAUGACUGGCAGCAAACCUUUCGUUCUGUCUGUACUUCCCUUCUUCCCAAAUCCCCCUUUUCCCCCUCUGUCUACCUAUGCCAUGUUUUCCAUAUUUUGGAAUGUCAAUGUGCUACUUGUUGACACUGUGCAUGAAUGAUAACAUAUCUGUAUAUAGUUAUAGAGAAUCGUAUCCCAUUCCCCUGGUGUUGACAAAAAAUGGUUUGAAUGUUGUACAGAUUCUGGUUGUCUGUGCAUCUUUUAUUCUGUUCGGUAACAUUUUUUUUUUUUAAAUGUAUGUAGAGCUUAAAAACAGUAUGUUUUUAAUUUAAACGAGAUGUAACUUGCACAUUACUAAUUAAUUGAGGGGGGGUUUUUUUGUUAAAAAGGCAAUAUCUGCUGUUAUUGAAUGAGAGAUGUGAUCUUAAAUGAGUUAUGUAUCUUAAAUAAAUAAUCUAUACGAGAGUUGCAUGGGUUAUUUGUACAAAAAAAACAAAAAAAAACGACACUGCUUGCUACUUCUAAUACCAUGGCUGUAUUCUCUGACAGAGGGUGAGGAAUACUGUAUGUACAUCUAAAGGUUAUUUUGUCAUUAAAGAAAUAAUAAUAAUAAUAAUAUUGUGUAUAUACUGUACAGUGUUAUAAGUGAGGUGGGCUAUAUGGCCAUCACGCUAACCGUAGAGGAUUAAUUCUACAUAUUUAUUUAAAGGAUACACUCACUACACUCAAGAAUGACAUAUAUUGCCUUUUUGGAAAAGUUGUAGUUUGCUUAUCUCUGCCUCACUCUUUCUUUUCUCUCAUCCUUUUUUUUCUUUUCUCUCUUUUUUCCUUCCAUCUCUCUUCCUGUGCCCUUUCAUUUCUCUAUUGGAGGGGCAGUUUCUAUUUCCGCUUUUUGUGCAUCUGACUCAGACUUGGACUGGGUCUGUCUUAUCCCGCUGACUCAACAGAAUCUCCGAACCUGCUUUGUUCACCUAUUUUCUCUCUGUCUCCUAACAUCUAUAGUUAAGUACGAUAUAUCUGCCUAUGUCCCCAUCUGUCUGAGUCUCUCAAAGGAUCAUUUGUCUGUAUUCAAGUCACCAUCUGUCUGAUUUAGAACCGUCUGUCAUUUCUCUUGCUCGCUAAAUCUGUCUCUUUUCAUCUUUCUUUCCUUAAUCCCUCCUUUGCUUCUGCACAUCUUUUUUCCACCUCCACACUUUUUCCCCUCCGCCCAUUAUUAUUUUCUUUCUCUCUCUCUCUCUCUCUCUGUUCUUCUCCCCACCCUCAGUGUAGAGUGUAGUUGGGAAAUUUCAUGUUUGUCGAUUUGAUUUGGUGUGUAUCUUAAAAUGGAACAAUAACCGCAACAGUUAUAAUGUUGGUAAUAAUGAAGAUAAUAUUUUUGUUUUAUGUUUUGUUUUUUUUGUUAGUUUUGCCGAUGUCCUCUUUGUGUGUGUGCGUGUGUUAUUUUAGUUUAUUUCUAUUCAUUUUUGUUGAACACCAACUGAUCGGAGGAAAGUUGUUAUAUGUGUGUUGCCACUAACUGUGACUGCUCUCCAUGGUACUUCUGAUAAAACCAAUAAAAUAAAGUUUGGGAUACCCUGUUUCAGAGAC
This is a messenger RNA of Centropristis striata (black sea bass), 10476 nucleotides long. RefSeq names its product solute carrier family 8 member 1b (gene slc8a1b). Gene Ontology annotation, molecular function: calcium:sodium antiporter activity. Gene Ontology annotation, biological process: calcium ion import across plasma membrane; cell communication; sodium ion transmembrane transport. The coding region runs from base 503 to 3343 and encodes 946 amino acids. The transcript has 11 exons. The record is from RefSeq and is a predicted model, not a curated record. Gene Ontology annotation, cellular component: axon; sarcolemma; postsynapse. Lineage: Eukaryota; Metazoa; Chordata; Actinopteri; Perciformes; Serranidae.